Molecule: messenger RNA, 2653 nt
Organism: Cyprinus carpio (common carp)
Lineage: Eukaryota; Metazoa; Chordata; Actinopteri; Cypriniformes; Cyprinidae
Product: endoplasmic reticulum-golgi intermediate compartment 1
Biological process (GO): endoplasmic reticulum to Golgi vesicle-mediated transport; retrograde vesicle-mediated transport, Golgi to endoplasmic reticulum
Cellular component (GO): COPII-coated ER to Golgi transport vesicle; endoplasmic reticulum; Golgi membrane
Source: RefSeq, a predicted model, not a curated record
UUGUGCAAAGCGUCCUAAGCGCAUGUCACAUCCGGUCUGAACAGCCGGCAGGAUUGAAGGAAGAAUUUGGAGUAUCCCCUUACUUGUGUCGUUUAUUUUUAAACACUUUUGACUUGAGUUUAUUCGUGCAGACACAAUGACUUUCGAUGUGCGGAGGUUUGAUGUCUACAGGAAAGUGCCCAAAGAUCUUACCCAGCCCACGUAUACUGGAGCUUUCAUUUCGAUAUGCUGCUGUGUCUUCAUGUUGUUCCUCUUUCUCUCAGAACUGACGGGAUUCAUCGCUACAGAAAUAGUAAACGAACUGUAUGUGGAUGACCCCGAUAAGGACAGUGGGGGGAAGAUAGAUGUGAGUUUAAACAUCAGUUUGCCAAACUUACACUGUGAUUUGGUGGGUUUGGACAUCCAGGAUGAGAUGGGGCGACAUGAAGUGGGCCACAUAGAGAAUUCAAUGAAAGUGCCUCUGAACAAUGGUCACGGGUGCCGCUUUGAAGGGGAGUUCAGUAUUAAUAAAGUUCCAGGAAACUUUCAUGUGUCAACACACAGUGCGACUGCUCAGCCUCAGAGCCCUGAUAUGACCCACAUCAUCCACAAACUCGCCUUUGGGGAGAAGCUUCAGGUGCAGCAUGUCCAGGGGGCUUUUAAUGCAUUGGGUGGAGCCAACAGACUUCAGUCCAAUGCUUUAGCAUCUCACGAUUACAUUCUCAAGAUCGUCCCUACAGUUUAUGAGGACCUGGGAGGGAAGCAGAGAUUUUCCUACCAGUACACCGUGGCAAACAAGGAGUAUGUGGCAUAUAGCCAUACGGGACGCAUCAUCCCGGCGAUAUGGUUUCGCUAUGACCUGAGUCCAAUCACAGUGAAAUACACAGAGAGGAGACAGCCGUUCUACCGCUUUAUCACUACUAUUUGUGCUAUCAUCGGCGGGACGUUCACAGUGGCCGGCAUCAUUGACUCCUGCAUAUUCACGGCCUCUGAAGCCUGGAAGAAAAUCCAGAUUGGGAAAAUGUCAUGAGUACUCAUAUCUACGUACCAUGCCUUUUAUUUAUGCCAGCCAAACCUUUGCACACCAGUCAUUACACCCUGUUUUUAUGUCCCACACUAACUGGAAAACAUUGUCGUGCCAGUUCAAUUCUCUGUGUGCUCAUUUGGAUAGACUGGUUUUCAUCUCUAAACAUUUAAUACAAUGAAUUACAGGGAUUUCAUUUGGGGCAUUUAGGUGGUUUCCUUACUUCGCUGUCAUAUUAAUUCACUCAUAACUUUCAUAGAACUGAUGUGGAAAGAACCUGUCUCGCUCAUUGGAAGGACGCCAGGGUUUCCUUGUUCAAAUACACAUGACUGAGAUGUGUAAGUGUAAGUUACAUACAAGGCAUAGUGUCACUUUGAUUGGUUAUAGUGAAAGAGUUUUAAUAGAAUUCCCCUUAAAGAGAAAUAGUCACUGAAUUGAUUCAAUAUGUACCUUCAUAGGAACUGAGAUUUAACCAAGUCCUGCUUGAUAUGAUGGGGUUAACCUCAUGAAACUGUCAAAGAGAAUGUCUUCUUCGAUUUUUGGGGUCAUAUUGUGCCUCAAAAUGAAAUGACAUUGUAAAAACGUUUUUGCAUUGUGAUUUAUUUAAUAUGUGCAGAUUUAAAUUUUACUGUAUUUUUACAGUAUUGUAUUACACUAAUGGGAAUUAUCAUUGAGAAUUAUGUCCAGAUGCAUUAUGGUAAUGAGAGUUUGGGGUUAAAUGUGUUUAAUUAUGACGAAAUCACAAUGUCACAAUCCAAACAAUUUUAAUGUUUCUAAAAUCAGAUUGAUUUUCAUAUUUGUUUUGAUUUGGGGGUGGACUGUGAGCUGUACGUAUUUCAUGAGAUGAACCUGUAUGUUUUUAAAGAAGUGGAUGCUGGUCUUAUUUGGGUUUAAUUAAGUAAUGCGUAUUUCCAGAUUGUCUUUCUGUUACAUUUUGGUUAUCUUGCACUCUGAUGUCAUUCUGGGUGAAGACCUGUAUUUUAUUUUGAUUGUUUGAUUGAAUGGAAAUCAUGAAUGUCUUCUUUCUUAACUAAAAGACUGUUGAAGGAAUGGUUUUUGUUUAUUUCCGUGUCUCUAAAGGUACUUUGUGCCUUAACCUUUGUGGGUACUUUUAUUUCCUCAGUCCAUAAUGUUUAAUGGUUAACCUUUUAUUGUUUGGAAGAUUAGGCUGGAAACGUGUUGUUUACGUCUUGUCAAGUGUUCCCUCUCAACACUGCUGUAAAGAGGCUGAAUAAUUCCCUGUCAGUGUUUUGACCAUGUUCUAAAAUCUGGUUGCACUGGUUACACAGGACUGUUCCACAUGAAAGCAAGCUACGUGUCAAACGUGUGAUGGGUCGUUGCCACAAGUUGACAUGACAACAGAAGUGUAUUUUCACUACAUUUAAUGAGAACCACAACCUACUUUUCAGCUUUGUGGCUCAAAUUACUUUGAUACAUCAUGAUCUUUUAGAACCUUUAAAGUUAUUAUUUUUUUUUGUCAAACAUUUAAUCAAAGAAAACCAUGAGUUUGAUUAAGUUUCCAUGCUUGUUUCAGCACAUAUAGUUUAGCCCUACUUAAUCAAAUGGACGUCAUCAUCUGGGCUCCACCACUCUAUUCUGUCUUUGUUUACCAUGGUGAGAAUAAACCACAGCAACAGCUGUUUCAUUGUU